Messenger RNA from Penicillium daleae, 1521 nucleotides. RefSeq names its product cytochrome P450. The annotation marks the transcript as partial. The record is from RefSeq and is a predicted model, not a curated record. Lineage: Eukaryota; Fungi; Ascomycota; Eurotiomycetes; Eurotiales; Aspergillaceae. Gene Ontology annotation, molecular function: heme binding; oxidoreductase activity, acting on paired donors, with incorporation or reduction of molecular oxygen; monooxygenase activity. The transcript has 5 exons.
GCUACCCAUACCCUUCCCUUCGGAAUGGAGCUUCUUAACACUUUCCUGCUCCUGUUCGGUGCUGCCGGUACUCUUUACCUCGUUGUCAUCAUCAAUCGCCUCUUCUUCAGCCCUCUAGCUGACUUUCCCGGGCCACGCCUUGCGGCAGCUACGCGCUGGUAUGAAGCAUACUUCGACGUUCUUAGAGGAGGUCAGUUUAUGUAUGAAAUUCAACGCCUACACAAAAUCUACGGGCCUGUCGUUCGGAUUGGCCCUAGUGAGAUACACAUCAAUGAUCCCGAAUUUUACGACACGUUGUACGCAGGGCCAACUAGGCGUCGCCACAAAGACCCGUGGUUUCUCUCUUCGAUUGCACCCGGCAUGUCAUUUGCUGCGAGCAACUAUGACCACCAUCGUGCACGUCGUAGCGGCUUGAGCCCUUUCUUUUCUAAAACGGCUGUCAGGGGAUGGGAGCCAGUGAUUCACGAAAAUAUCCGACUUUUAUGUCAGCAUUUUCAGCGAGUCCAAGGGACCAGCCAGUCACUUGAACUACAUAUGUGCUUUGUCAAUUUUGCCGUUGACACUGUCUCCCAGUAUGUGUUUGGCAAGGAUUGUGGGUUCGACACAUUAAAGGACCCCGUCCUUGGGGAGAAAUGGAAGAUGGGAGUCAAUGGGAUAUUCGAACUACUGUUGCUCGUUCGUCAUUUCCCUUGGAUGUACUUCUUCUCAAGAGUUCUUCCCGUGUGGUUCUCGAGGCUGAUUUUUCCUUCAUUCGGCUAUGCCGAUGCAAUCGAGAGGGACAUCGAGAGACACACUAAAGAAGUUUACCAUCACCAUAUCGGUAGUGGCUCUGAGACCUCUAUCAUCGACCAUCUCAUAUGCAACGACAAACUUCCGCCUGCAGAGCGUAGGUUGGCCCGACUGACUGACGAGGCUAAGUUCCUGCUAGUAGCAGGCACCGAUGCACCCUCUCAGGUCAUGGCAAUCACAUUAUAUCAUGUCUUGAGCAAUGCGAAAAUUCAUAACCUGCUCCAAGAGGAGGUGCAGAUCGCCAUGCCCGAUGCGAGCGUGGAUCCUUCGUUAAGCGAUCUCGCGCGGUUACCCUAUCUUACGGCAGUAAUCUCAGAGGGUCUACGACUCUCCGCGGUAGUGACCUCCCGUCUGCCGCGAAUUGCCCCGGACGAGGAUUUGACCUGCCACGGCUGGCGGAUUCCCGCAGGGACUUCUAUCAGCAUGUCAAAUCACUUUGUCCUCCGUGAUGGUACGAUAUUCCCUGACCCAUUGACCUUCCAUCCUGAACGGUGGUUGGCAUCAUCGUCAUCGACAUUAAGCAGGUAUCUCGUACCAUUUUCAAAAGGUAGCCAGGGCUGCUUGGGUCCGAAUAUGGCCUGGUCUUGGCUCUAUAUAGGGCUUGCUACUAUUCUGCGCCGAUUCAAAUUGGAACUUGUCGACACGGAUGAGAGUAAUGUGACCAUUGUCCGCGAUUGUUUCAAUGGGCAAACACCCGCUGGUCAGAACCGUAUACAAGUCAGGGUUUGCUAG